GUAAGUGAGAGCAAAACGACCCCGCACUUCCUAGUCUGAUAGUGAGCGAACACUAUAUCAGUGCCAACGUCUAACCUUCUUGGUUGCACUCUCAAACACCAGAAUUGGCCUUUCCGUAUUCCAUUCUUAUCCUAGUACUGUACAGUACUACUACAUUAUAAGUAGUUAAUGCGAUGAGUCUACAAGUCAUCCAACAGCCCGUCAGCGAUACUGCGCAGAGUAGAGUGUUUCGAGUCAGCAUCACAAAUGUCCCCGCCGACGUUCACAGAUGGAUUGCCGCCAACCCAGGACAGAGCGCUUUGCUAAUUGCUAACGGCAUUCUGUUCUUUACGCCUGCUGCCCUUACCGGCCCUCUCCUCGCAACGAUGGGUUUCGGGGCUUCAGGCCCUGUUGCUGGCUCUGUCGCGGUUUGGCUUCAGUCGAUACUAGGAAAUGUCGGCGCACGUAGCGUGUUUGCAUAUUUGCAGAGUGCAGGAAUGGGAGGAUAUGGGGUUGCUACAAUUAAUGGGAUUGUACAAGCUUUGGGGAUGAUUUCGGGACCCGCUGUUGCGGCGUACAACUGGCCUAGGAGGCCGAACACCAGAACUUCAGAAUCCACAAUACCAGCUCCAUCGAGCACCGUACUUAACACGUCUGACCCAAACUACCAAGCGAUGCUCACGACGGAGCCACUCGACACCGCCAACAUCGUCGACGCCCCCGCCGAUUUAUCCGUCUUCGACUACCUGACGAACAGCGAUACCGACGCGGAUAACGCUGACCUGUGCAGCGCCCGUCGGUGGGCAUGGUAUUGUAAGGACCCUGCGUGCCCCAAGUACUGGAGCGCUUGGUCUUGCAAGUCUAACUUCUGGCUGCAUAUGUACGAGACGAGUGUGCACCGCGCGGAUGUACGGACACAUACACGGGCAGGACGUCGCGAGCUAGCGAGGGAGUGGAGAGUCGAGACGGAUCGGGAGAUGAAAGAACCGAAAGAGCCCAAACCUGAUCCGUUGGGUAACGAGUAGGCCGCGGUGGCGUAGACUUUUCAGACGAAACAUGCUUUCGUCUUUGUUUGCGAGAUCGUUAUUUUUAGUAGCAUUUAAACUCAGCACACUAACUUACCCAUGUCAAGCUCUCCCGACGCUAAUGGCUAGCUGGCUUUCCCCUCGAAAUAGGAUUUCUGUCUAAGGAAUUAAGUCGACUGAAUUUUGUCAUCCUCUUUGUGCUUGCUUGUUAAUAUAUACCCUCAGCAACAAAACCAAACCAUAUUUGAGUCGCGUAU
Mollisia scopiformis is the source of this 1261-nucleotide messenger RNA. RefSeq lists its product as uncharacterized. The record is from RefSeq and is a predicted model, not a curated record. The transcript is spliced from 4 exons. NCBI's taxonomy places the organism in Eukaryota, Fungi, Ascomycota, Leotiomycetes, Helotiales, Mollisiaceae. Bases 174 to 1004 code for a protein of 276 amino acids. Gene Ontology annotation, cellular component: membrane.